GCUAAAAGUCACCACGACGGUUGCUGUCUGUGACGAGAUUGGUUCGGGCUGUGCAAGGAAAGGAUAUAGAAAUCCGUUCCAACAAGAAGGUGCUACGGAAUCUCCAGCUUGUGAAGUUCCACGCGGACCAUUAGCACUUGGAGCGAUGGAAGAAGAUUGGGAGCAACUGGCUGAGCAGAAAGGGGGCGAGCCGUUCCCCCCCGCGGCCGUGAACAAAUGGGCUGGUGAAGACGAAGAUGAUGUAAAGGAUAACUGGGAAGACGAUGACGAGGAGGAAGAAAAGAAAGAUGAACCAAAGGGGGAAACGCCCACGAAGGAUGGAAAACCGAAGAAAACGGCACAACAGAAACUUCUAGACAAAGAGAAAUUGAAACAGGAAGCAGAACGGCGACGGACGGAGGAGGAACGGGAAGCCAAUCUCACGCCGGAACAGCGGGCCGCCGAAAAGCGGCGGCUGCAAAAGCUACAGGAAGAGAAUGACCUGAAGACGGCGAUGGAAACGCUAGGAAUCACGUCCAUGUCAAGUGGCGCUGGUGGUAUCGAUGGAAUGCAUCCGACUAGCAAGGAAGAGUUUAGUGAAUUGGCGGAAGCGAUUAGCAAAAAGUUUGCAAACUAUCGAGCCCACAGCGAGUACCAGGGAUUUUUGGAAGAGCUGCUACUGAAAGUGUUUGCCAGUUUAUCUUCGGCGGAUAUUCGAAAGGCAAAGAACACACUGGAUAACCUGUACUUGGAGAAGCAAAAGGUCGAGAAAGGUGAUAAACCAAAGAAGACCAAGGGUAGCAAAGUGAAGGUCAAACUGCGCGUCGAAGGUGACAACUCGACGCUCAACGAGUACACCAACCAGUAUGACGAUUACGACGAGUUUGAUGAUUUCAUGUAACGGCGACCAAUCGUACGAAGGCAAUAUCCGCCGCCGCAGCCGUUCACCAUCAGCGCCAUCAUCGCCAUCGUCAUAACAGGGAAUGGCGUCAACCACACCCCGUAGGAAGCCGAGCAAGGGCUAAAGUUACGUAUUUACAUUACACGGUGUAUUCUCUUGUCAGUGUUCCGGUAUUUUGUUAUUUUGUUAAAUUCAAUUUGUCUACCCUGUCUUACUCAACAUGACACCGUCACCGGUACGUUACGCAUGGAACGUUGUUUGAAAUAAGAUUAAAAAAAUAAUAUAGGAUAGAAAAUAUUUACAAAACAGUAAAAAAGUAGAAAGAAAACGAAAAAACAUCGUAACACAACAAUAACAACCAAUGGAUAAAUCUACCUUCAACACAACUUCGGCACUUACGUACGUAGCGUUUGUUCUUUCAGGGGCGGAUGCAUAUAACUAGAAUAUGCUUCCGCGCCAAUCAUAUUCAUAACGGUUUGCAGCAGGCGAAAAUGUGUAAAACAUAAAAAAACAAUAGCGACUCGAUUGUAAAUAAAGAAA
Messenger RNA from Anopheles cruzii, 1420 nucleotides. It is a transcript of the gene eIF3j, whose product is annotated as eukaryotic translation initiation factor 3 subunit J. Gene Ontology annotation, cellular component: cytoplasm; eukaryotic translation initiation factor 3 complex. The record is from RefSeq and is a predicted model, not a curated record. The coding region runs from base 146 to 880 and encodes 244 amino acids. NCBI's taxonomy places the organism in Eukaryota, Metazoa, Arthropoda, Insecta, Diptera, Culicidae. Gene Ontology annotation, molecular function: translation initiation factor activity. The transcript has 6 exons.